UCGCAGCUCCCUUUGUCUGUUUGCUCAGCUUUUGCGCAAAGGAAAUCAAAAAUACCCCGAGUGCAGAAGCUCAGCUUCAGUGCUAAAAAACUAAAUCUAAAAAGAAAACUGCAUUAUAUUUCGCAGGAAGCCAGGGCAAAGGGGGCGCACAUUGUAAUCAAUGAGACGUUUUUGGAAAAUUCUGGACGAAUUGUGCCUUCCCCGUUUUUUGGACUCGACUUUUGAAGUUGUUUGCGCCAAGAGAUGACCAUGCGUCUUCAGGGGUCUUUGUUAUCUUAUCCGCAAAUGAAGAUGCUUCUGACUUAUGUUCUUCACUACUGAAGAGAAUGUCUGGAACUACAAUCACCAAGUGCCAAAGAAAAGUUUGUGCCUGUGGACUACAAAGUUUUGUUUUUACUUUCACAACUUCUAAAACUAAGGGCCAGAACCAAGAUGCCACGCUCCUAAGUGGGAAAUGGAUGUUUUUGUCCUCGAGUUAGGUGACUUUCCAAGUGUCCUCAACAACAGUGUUCUUUCUCUGAGGUGUGUCUCCAAAAAACAAGACUGUUUGCAUUUGGACAUGCUUAGAUCAGUGAAGUUUUGAGGUGAUAUUGCAGGCUUCUAACUAUUAGGGAAUUCAAUGCUCUACGAGAAGAGGAUGAAUUGUUGGUCAGCCAUUUUGGUGCUCGAAAGCUUGCGGUCAACAGCAAAAGUCUGGAGUACAAAGAAGGCCUGGAUGUUGAUUUCCUAACAUCUCUAAGCAUGACGUGAAUGGUAACAGGACAGUGCCACCAUUCCCAGAGGGAUUGCAGAUGGUCUUAUUCGGUAUGGGCUGUUUCUGGGGAGCGGAGAGGAAGUUUUGGAAGGAAAAAGGGGUCUAUUCCACCCAAGUAGGCUACUCUGGUGGUUACACCCCAAACCCCACCUAUGAAGAGGUGUGCACAGGUAAAACAGGACAUGCAGAGGUGGUUCGCGUGGUCUAUGAGCCUGAGAAAAUCAACUUUGCGCGGUUGCUCAAAGUAUUUUGGGAAAGCCACGAUCCUACACAAGGAAUGCGCCAGGGCAAUGAUGUUGGAACGACCUAUCGAUCAACCAUCUACGUGUACACGCAGGAACAGCUUGACCAGGCAAAGCACUCCAAGGACGAAUAUCAGAAGUCAAACGAACUGACGUGUCGCAUGUGGUCAGCGUUGACAUCAUCCAUCACGGUGUCCCUCAGAGUGAUGCUAAAGGUGCUGACUAAAGAGGGUUUUGGAGCCAUCACCACAGAAAUAGCAAUGAAUAAGGAGUUCUACUAUGCAGAAGACUAUCACCAGCAGUACCUUAGCAAGAACCCCAACGGCUACUGUGGACUAGGCGGCACCGGGGUCUCCUGCCCAAUAGGGCUGAAGAAUAAAAAUUAACAUGCCUGUACUAUUCUGUGAUUGAACAAAUAUAUAUUAUCUUAACUGAAGGAAUCACCACUGCAAUACCCAAAUGGUUGGAUAUAAAUAAAAAUUGUAUAACUGCUUUAUAA
Labeo rohita (rohu) is the source of this 1495-nucleotide messenger RNA. RefSeq names its product methionine sulfoxide reductase Aa (gene msraa). The transcript is spliced from 7 exons. Gene Ontology annotation, cellular component: cytoplasm. Gene Ontology annotation, biological process: cellular response to oxidative stress. The record is from RefSeq and is a predicted model, not a curated record. Gene Ontology annotation, molecular function: peptide-methionine (S)-S-oxide reductase activity. NCBI's taxonomy places the organism in Eukaryota, Metazoa, Chordata, Actinopteri, Cypriniformes, Cyprinidae. Bases 792 to 1382 code for a protein of 196 amino acids.